Molecule: messenger RNA, 2797 nt
Organism: Schizosaccharomyces octosporus yFS286
Lineage: Eukaryota; Fungi; Ascomycota; Schizosaccharomycetes; Schizosaccharomycetales; Schizosaccharomycetaceae
Product: medial ring protein Mid2
Exons: 1
Coding region: 222-2363 (713 amino acids)
Molecular function (GO): GTP binding
Source: RefSeq, a predicted model, not a curated record
UUAUAAUGACCCUUCCCUCCUUUCCUUUCUAUAUUCGAAGAAUAUUUUUUGUACAUUUCAAAAAAUAAGGAUCAAAGGCCGUCGUUUUGUCCAUCUUUUGUUACCAUUUAAAACUUUCGUCUUAUUCUUUGAUUGACGAACAAAAGAAAAAAGAAAAUAAUACUUGCAUUAAGUUUCUUAUCCGGGCGUGCCGUAUUGAAAGCCUUUGAUUCUUUAUUAAGAUGAGUGUAGGUGCUGUUGAACAAAGCCAACAUGCCAAAUCAUAUUUGGCUGAUAUUCACAGAGCCCUUAGGAUACCGUCUCCUAUACCUAGCAGCGACUACGAGGGCUCGGACUACGCCUCGAGUCUGGUUUCCCUGUCAAGAAAAAACACGAUGAGAGAUUUUGGGAAGGAACAAAGCAAUGUUUCUUCCAUUUCUGCAUCUGUUGACGAUACAGACGAGGCAGAGGAAAACGACAGCUUUGCUUACGAUCAGGGCCGUCUCAGCCCAAGCUUCAAUGACAAUGACAUCUCGAAUAUGUCUGGAGGGGACGAAAAGUCACCCAGGUCCUCCAUCAACUCACUCCCCAGUCUCAGUAUUUCUCAGAAUCUUGAAACUCUCUCUAAUACACACUCUCGGAGCAAUUCCAAAUCCAGUACGACUUCGGCUCAUUCGUCUGCUACUCAAAGAUCGCACAUCUCAAUGCAAUGCAAAAGCCCUUACUCUAAUAAAAGCUUCGACAGUUUGAUAAUACCCAAAAAAAAUCCAGCACGCUCAAUGAGCAAUACCACGACUAAUGCUUCAAAAGAAUUAAUACGAGAUAAUUCUAAUACCACAUCCGAUAAUGCCCGAUCGCAAUCUCCGAUGAACUACAAUUUAGAGUCCCCAAUUCAACAUACCCACUCCCCUUCUGAUUCAAGCUUUUCCAACAGUAUUGUCAGCAGCGUCAGCGAUAUAGUAGGAACUGGAAAUCCAGUAAGCAGUAUUGCCUCUUUUGGAUUUUCUGAUGAUUCCUACUCUUUUCAAGAAGUCCGUACGCCCCAUGUAUCCGACGAAGAAACGAACCCUCAAGAAAACAGGACUGAUAUUUUUCGGUCGAAUUCUAUUGAUGAAGAAGAGAACCCAAUAUCAUCCAUGGAAUCAUCAAUGCGUUCUCAAGAGUUUUCUUUGGAUGACGAUAAUCACCUAGCCCUACUUCCUAAAGUCAUGUCUUUACCCGAUCCGAGAUUUACGAACGUGUUGUCGGCUUUUGAUGCAUUGACUAGGAAAUAUUUGCUUAGAGAGAAUUCUAAAGUUGUUCAUGCAACAAGCAAUGAAGGAUUUUUACCUCCAUCUAGACGUGUUGUGGAUUCAUGUUUCAUGCCUGCUAGAGAUGAUUCUGUCUACAGCCGAUACUCCUUAUCUUCCCGAAAUAUGCAAGGUAGAGGCCGACUUUACGUUCGUUUGGAAGGGAUCCGAAACUUGACAAUUCCUCUCGCCUCUGGUGUAACUACAAACUUCACAUACGAGCUUAGCGGUAUUAAAGGUACUGCUCCUUGGAAGCCUUUGCAUACUACUACAAGCAUAGAGAAGGAAUACAUUUUUGAUGAAUCUUCGGAUCCUUUUAUCGUUUGGAAUUUAAGAGCAAAAUAUGAACCUCCUAAAACGCGUUCUCGUUCCGGUUUAGGAAAGGUAUUCUCGACAAGCCGACGCAAAUCUGCUAUUAUGGAUCCAGUUUCAGAGGCUUUACACGGUUAUGUUCUGAAAGAUGGAACUUUUGGUGAACUCUCUUUAGAUGUUGAUUCAAUUAGUCGAAGUGCUCUUGGUAGGUGCCAGUCCAUGAUGGUCCCAAUCAUCGAUAAGUGGAUUGUUGAUCCUACAGUGCGUGAUGCGAAGCCUUCUUCGCGAAAGGUAGGUGACAUGAUGGUUCAUGUCUUUGCUCUACCUACUUUACCCGUUUCUCCUAGCGAACUCCCUUCUUCGAUAGAGGCCGCUAUGGAAGAUUUGAAACUUGCAGAAUGGGAUCGCACAUUGUUGUGCGAUGGUUACUUAUGCCAGCAAGGAGGAGACUGUCCUUAUUGGCGUCGUCGCUAUUUCCAAUUAAUUGGAUCGAAACUUGUGGCCUUUCAACCUUUUACGAAGACACGUCGUGCAACAAUUGAGCUUUCUGAAGCCACCCAUAUUGUUGAUGACAAUCACUACAGUGAUGAGGAAGAAUUGGAAGGAUAUUUAUAUUUCGAAACCGGAUUCAGAAUUAUUUUCAAAAACUCGGACUAUAUUGAUUUCUACGCUGAAACAGUUGAAGAGAAAGAAGAGUGGAUGUCUACACUUCGCCAGUAUUUGGGCCAGUGUGCUCGCGUUCGCAAGAAGUGGACGAAAGCUUUUCUUUCUUUAACGGUUUAGAGAAUGUGCUGACGCGGAAUGGGCGAAAGUUUGAGAAUAUAAUUGCAUUUUUUGGACUAGAUAUUUAAGCAUUUUUUACAUAUAUUGGAAUCACCUUUGUUUUACUUUUUCUUUGUUGUGUUGAAGUUUUUAUUGCAUUGUGUAUUGCGCUUGAGCUGAUAUUAAUGUUACGUUACGUUUUGAUCCACAUUGCUGACUCGGCUGUCUACUUUUGCAUAUAAUUGUUACAGUUGUCCUCGUUUUGUCUAAGUUAAUACUUCAUACUGCGGGCCUUAGAAAGUAUCAUGGGAAUUUUUGUUAAAAAGUCGAACAGCUUGUACAUAACGUUAGUUUUGUUUUGUUUUUUUUUUUUAUAUUAUUAAUUAGAUUAUUUGAAGAUGACGGAUGUCUUAGAAAUAUCAACAAUAUCAAUAAAUAUAUUUGCAUACGUUUUA